Messenger RNA from Cutaneotrichosporon oleaginosum, 1351 nucleotides. RefSeq lists its product as uncharacterized. The record is from RefSeq and is a predicted model, not a curated record. Gene Ontology annotation, cellular component: mitochondrion. Gene Ontology annotation, molecular function: FAD transmembrane transporter activity; folic acid transmembrane transporter activity. NCBI's taxonomy places the organism in Eukaryota, Fungi, Basidiomycota, Tremellomycetes, Trichosporonales, Trichosporonaceae. Gene Ontology annotation, biological process: nucleotide transport; folate import into mitochondrion.
CCGACAUCAACAUCCUCCGUCAUCUGCCCAUCGCCACUCUCCCACCUCCUGUCUAACAACGGCCGGCGCAACGCAGCGCCGUGCCCCUACGCCCACUGCAUAUCCUCGGACGCCAUGUCGACCCCCAACUCCUCCACUCCCCAAACAACAAGCGAGACUAUCCCCGAACGGCCACACCUCCAGCCGUCCGCGCAGCCCUCGCUCUUCGGCGAGGUGUCCGUUGACCAUGCCAUCGCCGGCUUUGGCGCUGGCACCGUCGCCACGCUGGUAAUGCACCCGCUCGACCUCGUAAAGGUCCGGUUUCAGCUCGCGGAUGCCAACGCGCCAAAAGCCCGGCUUGGGCGUGGCGUCUACGACGCGCUCGCGGACGCGGUGCGCGCAGACGGCUGGCGCGGCCUCUAUCGCGGCCUGAUACCCAACCUCGUCGGCGGCGCGAGCAGCUGGGGCCUGUAUUUCCUCUUCUACAACAUGAUCAAGAAGCAGAUGCAGGGCGGCGACCCGACGUACCGCACGAGUGCGGGGCAGCACCUGCUGGCUGCGGCCGAAGCGAGCGCCAUCACGGCGAUGCUCACGAACCCCAUCUGGGUCGCCAAGACCCGCAUCUUCGCGACGCCGUCGCACGACCCGCGCGCCUACUCCGGGCUGAUCAACACGCUGAGCAGGAUCUACACAGCCGAGGGCUGGCGCGGGCUGUACCGCGGCUCGCUGCUCGCGCUUGUGGGCGUCUCGAACGGCUCGAUCCAGUUCGCGACGUACGAAGACCUGAAGCGGCGCCGCAUCGACGCGAAACACCGCCGCUUCGUGCGCGCCGGCCGCGAGUGGCGCAUCGAUGACGAGAAACUCACAAACACGGAAUACAUCCUCGCGUCCGGCGCGUCCAAGUUUGUCGCGAUCGCACUCACGUACCCGUACCAAGUCGUGCGCGCGCGCAUACAAAACGGCGCGCAGGGCCUCACGAUCCCGCAGGUCAUCCGGCAGACGUGGCGCGGCGAGCGCCUCCUCGGCUUUUACAAGGGGCUGGGGACGAACGCGCUGCGUAUCCUCCCCGGGACGUGCACGACGUUCGUGGUGUACGAGAAUUUGGUGUGGCUGUUCCGCAAGGUCGCGGCCAGGAGAGACAAGGCCAAGGCGCGCGAGGUGCUUGCAUAGCCUGGGCGGACUGGGCUGAGGUGAGACUGGGAGACUCUGGCGAGCGGUUGGAGGACAGCGGUCGGGAAAUGGGCGGACUCGAGCAUCCGGCGCGGGCCUCCGUCCAACCCAGUACCUGCACCUGCGCCAGGCGGGCGCGUCUUAUCUCAGACGCACCGCGCAUAGCAUUAAUAGACAUCAUAGCAUGCAGAUAUAGACUGGG